Molecule: messenger RNA, 408 nt
Organism: Acaulospora morrowiae
Lineage: Eukaryota; Fungi; Glomeromycota; Glomeromycetes; Diversisporales; Acaulosporaceae
Source: the annotation of a GenBank genome assembly
AUGGUGGUCAAACGUUUGAAUCGAGGAGACUUGAAUGAUCCAGUCAUUAACGAUAGAUUAACUAUAUCAAUAAAACCAACUACACAGUAUAUUCGAUAUGCAAGUCAGCUCACAGAGUAUAACCAGGAAAGCAUAAUUAUCAAACCAACCAUAAGAAAUUUUAGUGCGGUAGAUUUAAUUCUUACUCCGAACUGUAUCUUUCAAAUUACUGUGUCUCCAAAACACCCGGUGAAGCAAGGUGAACUGAUCAACAUAUCCCAAAGUUAUGUAACGCCCAAGAAAAAAAUUGGAAACGAUCUUGAGGCCUUUCAGGCAGUUAAACGUAAGUCUGCUAUCCUCAAUAAUGUGGAACAAUGGGUCGUUAAAAUUAAAAUGACACCCGAAAUGACUAACGUCUGUGCUGAAUAA